Meloidogyne enterolobii is the source of this 390-nucleotide messenger RNA. NCBI's taxonomy places the organism in Eukaryota, Metazoa, Nematoda, Chromadorea, Rhabditida, Meloidogynidae. The record is from the annotation of a GenBank genome assembly.
AUGGUUGUUCGAACAUUAAUUCCAUCACACUUUAAAGCUCCUUGGGGUUUUGCAAAGAAGGGUGCUAAAGGACUUCGAAAAAUAGGUCCACUGCAUUAUGAAUCGUGGAAAUGGCCUGGACAGAAUAGAGAAUUUCCUGAAUUGACUCCUAAAUGGCAGAAGGAUAAUAGAAUGGAAUUGAGACGAUAUACUGGUGUUCAACCAACAGGCUAUGAUGACCCAAAUACUGGCAAAUUUGUUCAUCUACCUGAAAUGAUUCCAGAAUUAAUUGUUCCUGAUUUGACUGGUUUUCCAUUGAGACCUUAUGUUUCCUACAGAACUGAUAUUGAAAUUGAAAAAAGGUUUUUUAAAUUUGUUUUUGGGUUGUCGGCAUUUAAGAUGAGUAUUUAA